Molecule: messenger RNA, 1022 nt
Organism: Mus caroli (Ryukyu mouse)
Lineage: Eukaryota; Metazoa; Chordata; Mammalia; Rodentia; Muridae
Source: RefSeq, a predicted model, not a curated record
AUCGCCAUCUUGUAGCCAGUCUCGGUAGGCUGCUCAGCUGGGUGCUGUGCGGUCCUCCCUUUUUAGGUACUCUAUACUUACCAACUCCAUCGGCUGACCCGUGGAAAAUCUUCUCUACUGCUCUCACUGCUUUCUAAGAGGAACUUGUGACCAACAUCUUCCCUCUUCUUGGUGGCAGUCGCCCUAACAACGCCCCAUCUCAACCAACACCUUCAAAGCUCCUAGCAACUGUAAGAAAUAUCUGACAGGUUAUUUCAUGUCUGCUGUUGCAGCACAGGAGCCUGGACUACCUGACCAAGAGGGAGAUGGUGGUGGGAUGGGGGACGACUCCAGACAAAUUGUCCUGCAUGUGCUGCCAAUUGAAGAAGCUGCUGCUGACAUCGAUGGAACCGCAGCAUUUCUGGUUUCACAGGCAGUGGUGAGAGCCAUCGCAGAGGAAGAGGGCGGGCAGGAGGAGUUACUGCCUGAUAUUGAGGAGAUCUGGCCACCUGUGGAAGAGGUCUGGCCCAUUAUUGAAGAUAUCUGGCCUGCAAUUGAAGAGGUCUGGCCUGAUGUUGAGGAAGGCUGGUACAUCUGGAAUGAUGACCAGGAGAAUGAUGAGGAUCAGAGGCAAGUUGGAGACCAACGGGAUUAUAAUAAGAAAGGAGAGGAGGAAAACGAUGAUGAUGAUGAUGACGAUGACGACGAGGAUGACGAUGAUUAUGAGUACGAAGAUGAUGAGGAUGAUUAUGAGUACGAAGAUGAUGAGGAUGAUUAUGAGGAUGAAGAGGAUGAGGAUGACAACGAAGGGGAAGAUAAUGAAGAUCAGGGGGAGAUUAUCCUGCGUGCCUAUUGAAGGCAAAGGAAGCUAUGGAUGAAGAUAGAAUCAAGGAAUUGGUUCAUCGUGAAUAGGAGAUCAUCUAACACUCAUUACCAUACGGCAAAUUGAUGAUCGUCCUAUUCUAAAAUUCUUCAUCCACAUCCAUUUACUGAAGACUUCCCCAUAUGUUUAAUUAUUAAAUCAAAAAUAAAAUUGUUUCAAA